Messenger RNA from Pseudomyrmex gracilis, 6228 nucleotides. RefSeq names its product probable phospholipid-transporting ATPase VD. Gene Ontology annotation, biological process: phospholipid translocation. The record is from RefSeq and is a predicted model, not a curated record. Gene Ontology annotation, cellular component: plasma membrane. Gene Ontology annotation, molecular function: ATP hydrolysis activity; ATPase-coupled intramembrane lipid carrier activity; magnesium ion binding. NCBI's taxonomy places the organism in Eukaryota, Metazoa, Arthropoda, Insecta, Hymenoptera, Formicidae. The coding region runs from base 953 to 5449 and encodes 1498 amino acids. The transcript is spliced from 19 exons.
GUACAUGUACCGUGAUAAGUUUGUAUAGUUGUCAGAUAUAUCGUAUCAGCCGUAUCGGUUGGAUGUGCUGCGAAUAUUUUUGGACAAUUCGGUGUUUUACACCACUUUCUUUAUUAUUAUCUUUAAUUUAAACAAAUAUACAACUCCGUGGCUUGGCGUCAGGAACCCAAUCCAUCGGUUUUAAACCUGUUAUCAAAAAGACAUAGAAUGGCGUAUGGACUAGCUUUAUAGGUCCACUGAGCCAAAAGAGCACCAAACCUAGUUGUCAGAUAUAUAUUAAAAACGUCGUUUGACAUCGUGGCCGCGUUUAUCAGUCGCGGUAAAUUACUCGCGAUAACGCGCUUGCGACACGUCGCAAGGUGAGUUCGUCAUGAUGCGCGAAGUUUAAAAAAUAUCGACGAAAAAAGAGAAAAACGACGAUUUCGCGACGCAACGACAUCGUACGUAUUCGAUGUGUUCAUUUGCUAAUUCCACAGAGAAGAUACCGUAGAAUAUAUCAAGUUGAGUUUUGUGCUAGGUGUUUUACGCGCGUCACUCAUCUUUGUCGUCUUCGUCGACUACAAGUUUCCUUAUCGUACGAUCCCCUCCGACGCAAAGGACAUGUGAAUGUUCCGACGUUUGAUAAAUUCGGAAGACGUCAUUCGUUUUCAACAAGGCCACGUGGACCACGUCGGGAGCAAGGAAAAAUAUUGCAUCGUUCAUUUUCGAAUUCUAUACGAAAAUAAGGUAGUAUGAAGCGGAAAUAAGAAUGUUGACAAAAUUGCGAUUUCGAAAAAACAAUGAAGUAGAUCGAAAUGAAAUUUAUGAGCCAUGAAAAGCAAGAAGUGUACGAUUUACUGAGAAUUAUGUACGUAAUGAUCUUGAUAAUCAUCUGGAAAUGAAAUUUGUUUCAACAUAACUACGAGCACAAUAUGUGUGUGUGUAAAAGAUCGUGACAAUUGUAUGUAUCAGCAUGUCCGAAGACGAUGCGCAGGAAGCAGCCAGAGAGGAAAUCGAAAGACAGGGGUCUCUUUACGUGUUCCCGGGCGCGGGCCGCCCCAGCUAUGCGACGUCGUCAUCGUUAAUAACGUCGACAAUGCCUCUUCAACCGCUUCCAUCGUCGUUCCACGGUGGUUUGGCGAUCAUCGCCAAGUCUUCGACCGUGAUGAACGCUACAACGGCGAGCAACACAAUGACGACAAUGACGGCUACAUCUAUGAAGAUCAGCAACAACGACGAAGACGAGGACGCUGUAGAAGAGGUCACUUCGCCAGCCAGAAAAAGAAUUUUUCUGAAGACGCACGGGAGAUCGGCCAGUCACGGUGGUGUCCUAGCGGAUUACGGAUGGCAGACUUACGGGUCAUUUUUAGGCCCGUUGACAACAAUGGGAAGCGCCUCAACCGCAGGACGACCGUCUGUGCUCAAGAAGCCAGGUCAUCAGAGAGCCUUCAGUCAAGGUCAGGUGGCAGAUGUGACGCAGAGCCAGUCGGCUGUAACGGGACAUCAUCGUGUCGGCUCCAGAACAGAUUUUAUCCUGCCACCGGGUCACCGAGAGGAUGGCAGACCACCCACUGCCGGCAGAAUGCCUUCUUUUCGCGGUCAUUCUCGUCAGGCGUCCAGAUCAGAAUCCAUCUAUACGAUAAGACGUAGCGUCGCUCCUCCUUGGUGGAGAAGACUGUGGGGUCAUUGUUUCGGUCCAAUGCCGGAGGAACCUCGUUUGAGAACAAUAGUGCCGAAUCAUUUAAUUUCACCAAAGAUUCCGAAGAGUCAGCAUCCCAACGGGAACAGAGUAGACAACAGGGUGCGUACAACUAAGUACACGGCACUGAGCUUUCUACCUCGCAAUUUGCUAGAGCAGUUUCACCGUGUGGCCAAUUUGUAUUUUAUUUUUAUCGUGCUACUUAAUUGGGUACCGGCGAUCAAUGCCUUUGGCAAGGAAGUCGCCAUGAUCCCGGUGGUGUUUGUGUUGGGCGUUACGGCGCUUAAGGAUUUCUUCGAAGAUCGCCGCCGUCUUGCCAGUGACCGGCGUGUGAAUAACUCCACUUGCCGCGUGUACGUUAGCGAGGGCGAAAGAUAUGUGAAGAUAGCGUGGAAGGAUGUCAAGGUGGGUGAUCUGGUUCACCUUUCAAACAACGAACUGGUACCGGCCGAUCUUUUGCUUCUACGAAGUAGCGAUCCUCAGGGUUUAGCUUAUCUCGAUACGUGCAAUCUCGAUGGAGAAUCGAAUCUGAAGCAACGUCAGGUUGUUAGAGGAUUUCUUGAUUUGCAAGAUACCUUUCAGCCUUCCAAGUUCCGAUCAGUGAUCGAAGUCGAUCAGCCGAGUACUAGAAUAUAUAGGUUUCACGGUGCCGUGGUACAUCCAAACGGUGCCAGAGUGCCCGUAUCCACAGAGAAUCUUUUACUAAGGGAAUGUGUCUUAAAAAAUACCGACUUUGUCGAAGGUAUAGUUAUAUAUGCCGGUCACGAGACCAAAGCGUUGCUGAACAACGGUGGGCCCAGAUACAAGCGCUCCCGUCUCGAGAAACACAUGAACAGGGACGUAAAAUGGUGUGUAGUGAUACUGGUGAUUUUGUGUGUGAUUGGUGCAUUCGGAUGUCGUUUAUGGCUGUCCGCGUACGCGGGCCUGUCGGUGGUGCCGUUUUUGCCGGUGAUACAAGAACCAAUCUACGAGAGUAUAUUGACCUUUCUGACCUUUGUCAUAAUAUUCCAAGUGAUGAUACCGCUGAGCUUAUACGUGACGAUCGAGAUGGCCAAGGUGGGUCAAGUAUACCACAUUGGUCACGACCCGGCCCUACACGACACGGAAACCGGCCGUAAAGCGGAGUGCCGUGCGCUGAAUAUCACGGAGGAACUAGGCCAAGUACAGUAUGUCUUUUCCGACAAAACUGGGACUCUCACUGAAAAUAAGAUGCUAUUCAGGAGAUGCGCGGUAGGAGGCCAGGAUUAUUCGCACAUAGGCGACAAUGAGAAUCUGCUCCCAUGUUCGCGGCUUAAGGAGGAUUUGCUUAUAGGUACAUUUCGACAUCGCUUACAAGAGUUUCUUAUUGUUUUGGCUACAUGUAACACGGUUGUCGUAAAUUCUCAACCGCAUCACGAUAUUAUGAACUCUAGUGGAGUCAUUGAAGAACCUCGGAAAAACGGAACUGGUCUUAUAAGAAUCAGAGAGUUGGAAACAAAUUCAUUUCCAACUGCUAAUUCCCCACCGGUAUCGAUGUCUCCGAGUAACAGAACUAUCCGCGCCUUAUCACCGGUAUCACCUGUAAUUAGCACAACUAAUACAUUCGAUGAUACACCAAAAUUCCCGUUUAAAAUAUCAAGACCGAGAUUGCUAAACGUAACAUCGAUACCAAGUCUGGGCAUCGGACUGUUGGGACGGAAGUUGUCGCCGGACGGGCAGAAGAGAUGUAGUCCUGAUGGGAAAAACGGUGAUGAGCUGCUGCAUAGUCCUGCGAUCUACGAAGCGGAAAGUCCGGACGAGCUUGCGCUGGUGCACGCCGCGCGCGCUUACGACGUCAAGCUCGUGAAACGAACACCUCGCAGCGCAAUCGUGUCUUUUCCGGACAAAUCCACGCUCGCAUUCGAAAUACUUCAUGUGCUGCCAUUCGACGCAAACAGAAAGUGCAUGUCGGUGCUGCUCAGACAUCCACAUACCAGUGAAAUCGUGCUGUAUAGCAAGGGUGCUGACACGACAAUGUUUGCAGCGCUGUCGCCUAGCGACGAGAACGCCGUUGCCUCGGCCAGUAUCCGACACUACUUGCAAUCGUAUGCGCGUCAAGGUUUGCGUACUCUGGUAAUGGCGAGGCGAACCUUGACGUUGCAAGAAUACGAGACAUGGCGACAGAAACACGAGGAGGCGGAAAUGGCGACGGAAAACCGCGAGCGUCGCAUACGCGAUUCGUACGCAACGCUGGAAUCACAUUUAACGCUUUUGGGAGCGACCGGUAUCGAGGACAAGCUGCAAGCCGGCGUGCCCGAGACAAUGACCGCACUGGUUACUGCUGGAAUCGUCGUGUGGGUUCUGACAGGAGACAAGCCGGAGACCGCCGUGAACGUGGCAUACUCGGCGCGGCUCUUCUCACCGGCCAUGCAGCUCUUACAACUGCAAGCAAGAUCUAAAUCCGUCGCCGAGACACUCAUACACAGUUAUCUGGAGUCAGCGCACAAAGAAAUCAACAGAUAUCCGCAACAACCGAACAUGAUGGACAUUGCGGAUCUUACUAACGUGUAUAAUCGCGAUUCUAUUGAAAGGGACGCGCAUAGGAUCGGUAGUCCGCGACAACGCGCGCUUGUUGUAGAUGGCAAAACAUUGACGGUGAUUCUGGACCCGCGAUCGGGCUUGACAGGCCCGUUUCUUGAACUCACAAAAACAUGUUCUAGCGUCUUAGCCUGUCGCGCCACGCCAUUGCAAAAGGCGUACAUAGUUCGUAUUGUUAAGAAACAAUUAGGAAUGAGAACGUUGGCAAUCGGCGACGGUGCGAACGACGUUAGCAUGAUACAGACCGCUGACGUAGGCGUCGGUAUCUCGGGGCAAGAAGGCACACAGGCGAUAAUGGCGGCGGAUUUCGCGAUUUUUCGUUUUUCUAUGCUUAGUCGACUUCUCCUUUUACAUGGACAUUGGUGUUACGACCGUCUUGCUAGGAUGAUUUUGUACUUCUUUUACAAAAAUGCCACUUUCGUCUUCCUUAUAUUUUGGUUUCAACUGUUCUGUGGCUUUUCCGGUGCUGUAAUGAUAGAUCAAAUAUACUUGAUGCUAUACAACUUACUGUUUACUUCGCUACCACCUCUUAUCUUGGGUAUUUACGAUCGCGUUGCUUCGCCACGUGUGUUACUUUCUGCGCCGGAAUUAUAUACGAGAGGACGCUUGGGAUUUGUUUAUCAAGCUCGCUCGUUCUGGUUGAUGAUCGCCGACGCUUUUUAUCAAAGUAUCGUCAUCUUCUUUAUUACCAAAGAGGUUUAUUGCGAUACGAUUAUCGACAUAUGGGAAUUUGGAUCGACUAUCAUGACAGCGUGUAUCGUCGUCAUGCUGCUUCAUGCUGCCAUAGAAACUAGAUCAUGGACUAUACUUCACAUUGGUGCCAUUUUGGGUUCAUUGGGCAUAUUUUUCGGAUUUUGCCUUUUUUAUAAUGCUGUUUGCGUUAAUUGUAUGGGUUUGCCCGGAUCUUAUUGGGUAAUGGAAAACGCCAUCACACAUCGUACGUACUGGUGCACUGUGCUACUUACAUCUGUCCUUGCAUUAAUGCCUAGAUUUGUAUAUAAAGCGAUACGAUCUACAGUUGCACCGAACGCUGUGCAAAUAGUCUCGCAGCAGAUCACCGCAAAAAGCGGCGGUCAAGUUCGUCGGCAACGUAUCAGCAAUCAGAGAAGCGAAGUCAAUUUUAUUGCUGGAUGGUCACGCUCCUCGCAACAUGCUACCAUUAGACCCGGUAGCUACGGAAGUAAAAACAAUGCUCUAACGACUAUCGUCGCAUGACAACAGCCACAAUCAGAUUGAAUUGUCAAUCUUGUUAUUUCAGAAAAUUAACCAAGUCGUCGAAAAAAGAAAGAAAUCUUUUUCACUGUCUGCUGAUUAUAAAAAAAUCAAAUUUUUGAGAUUUUUCCUUGCACUGACAAAUCUGAUUAACUAUCUUUGCUUAACGAUUUUCCAAUUUCCCAAGCUAGCUAGAGUGACGAUGUGCAAAAGCUGGUUAAUAAUUAUAGAAUGAAAUUAGGCUUGUAACUUCGUGCGUGACUAAAAAAUGACUAAACUUGGUCGUUUAAUGUCAUUGCUUGCCUGUCGAGACAAUCCUCGUUAUCGAUUUCAUGAUAACGCUAAUAUUUCAUUGUCAUUUUCUAGUUCGAGUUAUCGCGAUUGAUUUCAACCCGUGUGGCCUUAAAUCUCACAUCGUUCGUUGCAUUCAAUGGCUGUGACCUCUAGGGACCUUUGUGACUUCUAGGGACCAAAAUUAUUCAUAAUUGAACCAAGCAGGAUUCGAAUGAAAGUCUACGCUGCGUUUACUUUGCGUGCAGUUUAUUUUUAUUAAUAAAGAGUUUUAGGCUCUAGAAGUUUAAAACUAACAAUACGUAAACGGUCAAUAAGAAUCUUACGUUGGAUGUCCGUUGCGAACUAAAUAAAUAUAUAUAUCCGUUAAAUAUGUUAGAUAUUAGGGCGUAGUUGAACUGUUUGCAAGGUGUUGUGCACAAUGAUAAAAUCGUUAAAUUUUUAACAAACGUUUCGACUAUUUAUUUUUAGUCUUCUUCAGUGUUCUUAAA